UCCGGGGCAGUGGCGGCGGCAAGAUGGCGGCGCCCAUGGAGGUGGCCGUGUGUACGGACUCGGCGGCGCCGCUGUGGAGCUGCGUCGUGUGGGAGCUGCACUCGGGCGCCAACCUGCUCACCUACCGCGGCGGGCAGGCCGGACCCCGCGGCCUGGCGCUGCUCAACGGCGAGUACCUGCUGGCGGCGCAGCUGGGCAAGAACUACAUCAGCGCCUGGGAGCUGCAGCGGAAGGGUGAAAGUCCGCGGCCCGGGAGACUCAUCCCUGUAUUGCCCCACAAAAGAGACGCUGCCCUUCGGCAUAAGGGCUCACGGUUUCCCCUCCUAGAGAAACCCCAAAAGGCAGCCCCCGGAGCUGCUGGCCGCCCCUUGCCUCACGCUGACGUCUUUCGGGACCAGCUGCAGCAGAAGAUCAUGUGCCCUGGGCCUGUCACCUGUCUGACCACGUCGCCCAACGGCCUCUACGUUGUGGCGGGGAUCGCUGAGAGCAUAUACCUGUGGGAGGUGUCCACGGGGAACCUUCUGGUCAUCCUGAGCCGCCACUACCAGGACGUGGCGUGCCUGCAGUUCACGGGGGACAGCAGCCACUUGCUGUCGGGGGGCAAGGACUGCCUGGCGCUCGUCUGGAGCCUCUGCAGCGUGCUGCAGGUGGACCCGUCCAGGACCCCAGCCCCCCGGCAUGUCUGGUCCCGCCACACCCUCCCCAUCACAGACCUGCACUGUGGCCUCGGGGGGCCCCUGGCCCGGGUGGCCACCGCCUCGCUGGACCAGACAGUGAAGCUGUGGGAGAUCUCCUCGGGCGAGCUGCUGCUCUCUGUGCUGUUCGACGUGGCCAUCAUGGCCGUGACCAUGGACCUGGCCGAGCAUCACAUGUUCUGCGGGGGCAGCGACGGCUCCAUCUUCCAGGUCGAUCUCUGCACCUGGCCCGGGCAGCGAGAGAAGAGCUUCCAGCCGGAGCAGGACAGCGGGAAGGUGUUCAGAGGGCACAGGAACCAGGUGACCUGCCUGUCGGUGUCCACUGACGGCAGCGUGCUGCUCUCGGGCUCCCAUGACGAGACCGUGCGCCUUUGGGACGUCCAGAGUAAGCAGUGCGUCAGGACGGUGACCCUCAAAGGCCCCGUGACCAACGCCUGCAUCAUGCUGGCGCCCGUGAGCAUGCUGAGCUCCGACUUCAGGCCCAGCCUGCCGCUGCCCCGCUUCAACAAACACCUGCUGGGCGCCGAGCACGGCGACGAGCCGCACCGCGGGGGCCUCACGCUGCGCCUGGGCCUCCACCAGCAGGGCUCGGAGCCCAGCUACCUGGAGCGCGCGGAGCAGCUGCACGCGGUGAUGUGCGGGACCAUGGAGAAGAAUGUGCUGGGCGGCCAGGACCAGCUGCGCGUGCGCGUGACGGAGCUGGAGGACGAGGUGCGGAACCUGCGGAAGAUCAACCGCGACCUGUUCGACUUCUCCACGCGCAUCAUCACGCGGCCGGCCAAGUGAGCGCGGGCCGGGCUCGCCCCGCCCGCGUCGUGCGCACUCUCACCCCGCGGGGUCGUCUCGUCUCAGUGCUGACCCGCUGGUGUGUGUCACGUGGUGCUGUGUGUUUUUAACAAAAGCUCCUCUCGCUGG
This is a messenger RNA of Diceros bicornis minor, 1610 nucleotides long. It is a transcript of the gene WDR18, whose product is annotated as WD repeat domain 18. Bases 24 to 1481 code for a protein of 485 amino acids. Gene Ontology annotation, molecular function: protein binding. The record is from RefSeq and is a predicted model, not a curated record. The transcript has 11 exons. Gene Ontology annotation, cellular component: nuclear pre-replicative complex. NCBI's taxonomy places the organism in Eukaryota, Metazoa, Chordata, Mammalia, Perissodactyla, Rhinocerotidae. Gene Ontology annotation, biological process: DNA-templated DNA replication; rRNA processing.